Molecule: messenger RNA, 3710 nt
Organism: Asterias rubens (European starfish)
Lineage: Eukaryota; Metazoa; Echinodermata; Asteroidea; Forcipulatida; Asteriidae
Product: monocarboxylate transporter 13-like
Exons: 4
Coding region: 127-1440 (437 amino acids)
Biological process (GO): transmembrane transport; monocarboxylic acid transport
Molecular function (GO): monocarboxylic acid transmembrane transporter activity
Source: RefSeq, a predicted model, not a curated record
GAUUUCGAGAAAGACUCUACUUACGACGGGGCGAGCACGUCUGGGCAUUAACUUUUUUCUGCGGAUGGUGAUCCAAAAGCAGCCAUAACAUAACGGAUCGGUGUAGGCGGAAAGCAAACAGCUGACAUGUCAGAGUGGCGAAAUGGUGGCUGGAAAGCCGUGUUUUGUGUUUCCGUUACUUGGUUUGUAUGGACUGGCCUCAUCAAGGGUUUAGGAGUAAUGCUACCAGUCUUGAAGGAACAAUUCGAUUCUAAAACAUGGCUGGUUGGCUGGAUUAUCGCUAUGAUUAACGGAGCCGUCGACUUUGCAGGACCAUUUUCUGGACCGCUUGAAGCUCGAUUUGGGACCCGCGCUGUGAUAAUGAAAAGUGGUCUGAUGAUCGGUACAUCACUCAUCGUGUCUUCCAUGUCAACUAGUAUUGUUCAGCUUGCCGUAACUCUUGUUGUGUUGUCAGCACCUGGUAUAAGUUUUGCAAACAUUCUAACCAGAGCGAUGGUUGGACGUUGUUUUACUACUCAGUAUGCCACAGCCAAUGGUAUCGGUCACACUGGACACCCAUUGGCUCUCAUUGUGUUCCCGCCACUCACUCAGCUGUUUCUAAAUACAUACGGCUGGAGUGGCUCAAUGCUAUUAUUUGGUGCCAUCUUCUUGCACCUUGUCGUGUGUGGUGCUCUUAUCCACAACCACGAGAGGAACAACGGGGGUGAAUCAUAUUCUCCACUAAGAGACGUAGAUGCUGAAAGUGAUACCAGACCUCUAGGAGACGAAGAGGCAAAAAGUGAUACCAGGACUUGCUUUGAUUUCGGAAACAGUUGCAGUCUCGGAAACUUCGGACUGGACAUUCUGCGGACAGUUCCAUUUUGGAUCGGAACCAUUCCGUAUAUCUCUAAUCGUUUGGUGAACGACUUAUGGGUUAUUUACUUCGUAGCGCACGCCGAGGCGAAUGGAUUCUCUCUUGCAGACGCUGUGCUCUUCACCUCGGUUGCUGGAGUGGGUAAUCUAUUGGUCAAAGUCCUUCAUGGUCCAAUCGUAGACUGGGGUUGGAUAAAAUUAAGACCCAUGAUUGUAUUGAUGACGACUGUUGCAAUGCUGUGUCUAUUCGCGGAUCCCUGGAUGAACACCUUUUGGUUGAUGCUCAUUAAUGCUGUAGUCUUCAUGGGGACAUCGGGUGCUCUGGGAUCGCUAAUUGAUCUAUACACGAAGGAUUUACUUGGUGCAGACCAACUGGUGAAUGCGUUCAGCUGGAUGGGAGUCAUGGGAGGAUUUGCCACUUUUGGUCUUGGAUUCUUCCCCGGUUGGAUCUACGAUGUGACAGGGAGCUACGACUUGGCUUUCAUCUUGAUGGGGUUUAUCUGGUCUCUAACGAUACUAGCCCUUGCUGUGGAAUGGAUGCUACUCAGGUGGGGGACAUCUCCCAAGAGAACCGGAAACGUGCCAUGAACACUUCUAGCUCUAAUGACAGUCUCAUAGAGUUUAAAACAGUCGUCUAUUUGAGUCGCAGUUUGAAGCCUGGUUCAUUUCUGCGAAUGAAAAGCGAAUUUUGUUGACGCACAUGCCAUAGUGCCCUCGCAGCGAAUGUUUCGUAGGAGCUUCGAACACAUGUCAUCAAUGUUACGAUAGUACUCACUUCAAAUUUGCGAUUCUUGGGCUGACACCCCAACAUGUGUUAAUAUCUGUACUUCUUAUUAAUGUCAUUUCUACCUCCAUGUUAUUAUAUACCUCAUAUUUUUUAUAUAGAAUCCUCUAAUCUGAUUGUUUAAAAAUUGAGUAAUUGAAAAAGCCUGGCUUCUCUUUCUGUCAAGAUGACGUCAUAGUUAACUACGCCCCGUGGCAAUCGACUGUGCCCGCCCUGAAAAUAACGGUCGCUAAUAGGUCACUCCUACUAUGCUCCUACAAUGCACGUGUACGACUAGCGUUCCGUGUCACGUUAGGAGGAGUCAGUGUUUGUUGAUUAGAAGAUUCUAGGAGAAUGCAAUUUCUUGCCAACUGGCUGCUAGCUGGCAAUAGCUUUUGCAAUGUAAUCAUUUACUGUCUCUUCAACAAGGCAUUUCGUAAAACAGCUAAGAAAAUUCUCAGAGAGAGAUUUCCCUACUGCAAUAGAUUGGUUGCACCAUCCCAUUUGAAAAUUGCAUUAUAGCUUAACUAGGCCUAUUAACCCACAGUUAUACACAACAACACUGCUGGAACAAAACAUUUAAUGUAACUGUUCUGUUCUGCAUUUCGCACAGGACGCCGUACGAUUUUACUUGUAGACUUUACCUGUGAAAUAAUCCGCCUUCGGGGCGGGUGUGCACAAUACAAUAUAAUACAAUACAAUACAAACCAUUGACAAUGGUUCAAAGUCUGUGAGACGGUAGGCCAAUGACGGAGGUCAAUCUGCAAGAGGGCGCUAUUUGGGGCAAUAAUGUGUCUGUGCUUGGCACAGACAUAAAUAACCUGUCUGUGGUGCUAGGCCAUCGGUUAAGCAAUCUGAACAGCCGUGUCGGGUAGACGAAAAGCCACGAUCACAAACUUGAAACCAACUAUAACUUGCCGCUUUGUGACACCAACAAUCUGCUUGCUCUCAUCGGACCUUAUACCUAUUUUAUUAAAUAUCAUUGGGUCUUCGUUUUUUUUUUUUUUAGACAAAAGCAUCACAAACUAAAGAUUGGUUAUUCCCAAUACACACGCUGUUUACCAGCCACGGACUAAAACGCAAAAUUUGAUAAAAAUGGCUCUGAUUAUUCGUGCGGGUGCGAAGGUCUCUGUAAUGCUUAUGUACUUUCACAUAGCUCUAUAGACUUUCAUCGUAGAAAAAGGACUUUCUCUUUCAUUAAUACCAGCCUGAUGGAAAUCAGUCAACUUAUCAAAGUGCCUAAAAACUAACCAGGUUGUUUUAUAUCGACCAAAUUGAUAGAGAAUGAUCUCUUUCGUUGUGAAAAGUCGUUAGGCGACGGUUAAAAUAAUCCGUUUGCAUGUGACCUCAGAGAACGGAUGUCUUUGCAUGGGGGUUGGGUCGGAAAAGACAAUUAAUUUCCGGGUAUUUCUUGAAAAAAUUGAAUAGUAUUAGUGCGGUAUGAGGGCGUCCAUAAAUACAGAACACUGAGGUUGAGCAGUCAGAACAAAAAUUUGGUGUGUCAGAACAUCAAAGAAAGAAUGUUUCCCUCAUAAAGAUUUGAGGUGUAGUGGCCUCCACUGCAUCAUUCAACAGUCAAAGAAGAAGUGAUAAAUUGCAUUGGCAUUCACUGGUCAAAAUAAGACGCUUCAAUGAAUAAGGUUACAAAGAUCAUUCAAUUUAGUAAGCAAGACGCAUAGAUUUUAUAAAAAAAAAAACAGUUUUCAAAUGUAUUUUUAUCUCAAAGUUGGCAAUUUUUUACGACAAGAUUGCUGCACGUGGUCGGUCGGAGUCUGACCUGAACUUCUAAGUUGUUCAUGUAUUUUUGAAUAUUUUCCUUUUUGCAAUACAUCCUAUAGGGGUUGUUUUAGUGGGGUUGCACCCCUAGGAGUGACAAAGAUUAACGUUAAUCCGUCUGACCCUCACCACAAUAGUAAUUUCAGACAAAUAUAAUGGUAAAGAUAUUGUGCCAUUUAAUUUGUCGACAACUUUUAAUCAUGAAUUAUAAACGAUUGAGGUAAAAUUGAACACGCUUUUAAUUGUUUAAACUCAUCUGUCAAAAGAUUUGUCAAAAUGUCUUAAAGGGUUUUAAUUAAAAAAAAACACAAAGAUAGUC